Molecule: messenger RNA, 1551 nt
Organism: Trichoplax adhaerens
Lineage: Eukaryota; Metazoa; Placozoa; Uniplacotomia; Trichoplacea; Trichoplacidae
Exons: 19
Coding region: 1-1551 (516 amino acids)
Biological process (GO): maturation of SSU-rRNA from tricistronic rRNA transcript (SSU-rRNA, 5.8S rRNA, LSU-rRNA)
Cellular component (GO): small-subunit processome; Pwp2p-containing subcomplex of 90S preribosome
Molecular function (GO): snoRNA binding; protein binding
Source: RefSeq, a predicted model, not a curated record
AUGGCGGAAUUCGUCCAACGAGCACUGGAGCAAAUGCUACCAGAAUUGGAAGACAUGCAAGAAAAUAACUUGUUUACUCGAGAUGAAAUCAGAGCCUUGGUUAAGAAACGUACUCAUUACGAAUAUCAAUUGCAACGUCGCGUAGUUAGAAAGAUCGAUUUUAUACGAUAUAUCAAGCAUGAAAUGAAUUUAGAAGCGGAAAGAAAUAACAGGAAGCGGGGUAGUACCAAAGUUGUAAGCAAAGCCUUCUCUAGAAUGUUACAAGCUCACCCUUACAGAUCAGAAUUUUGGAUUAUGGCUGCCAAGUGGGAAUUUGAAGAUAACAAAGAUAUUGAUAAUGCUAGAAUCUUACUUUCUUCACGCUUAAAAACGGAUACCUCUAGACGAAUCAUGCAACUUGCAAUUAGAAGAAACUCUACGUCAAAAUCACUAUGGCCGGAAAUGCGUAAAAGGCGACAAGUACUCAAUAUCAGCGAACCGAAUCAAGACGAUUCCGGUGAAAUGUCGGAUGAAUUUUUUGCUAACAAAAUUGCUGACGUAGUCUAUCAAAAUGCUGUCAAGGCGAUACCAGAUGAUAUUGAAUUUAGAAUGUCAUUUAUUGGAAUUUACAAAUUAUUUGAAUCAACAAAGCAGUAUCGAGACGCAAUUUAUAAUAGUUUGUUAGAUGACUUUCCCGAUCAAGAAGCUAGUUGGCAUUUCUUUGCCGAAAAAGAAUAUGAUGAUCAUCCUGAUAUAAAUGCGCUACCAGUGCAAAUGUGGGACUACUAUUUGUCAUGGUACUACGAGAAAGUCGUACUUACUUCUCCAACGUGUCUAUCAAAGUUGGAAAUUUUACUAGAAAUAUUUGAAAAAGCUGCUGCUGGAAAAAAGUUAUCUGAAAAUAAAUAUUUCUUAUGGAUCAAGAUCUUGCAGAAAAUAAGAAAAGAUCAAGAUAUUCCGGCCGUACUUGAAAAAUAUAUACGUGAUUUUAAUUCGGAAUUGCAAUCUUGGAAAUUUUAUCUGACAUUACUUUUAAGUUAUCAAGAAGUGUAUGAAGAACACGAUAUUGAAAAUGGAUUUGAUAAAGCCUUAAAGUGUCUACCAGUUAAGACUUCGAUUCCAAUUUGGCAAUUGCGACUAGAAUGGUAUUUAACAAGCAAGCCCAAGCUUGUAAAUACUUUUUUAGAGAAAACAAUAAAUCUAUCUCCUGAAAUCGCUAAGCCGAUGCAAGAAAGAUAUUUAGAAUGGACGGCCUUAAAUAAGAGUAUCAGAAAAGUUCGAAAAGUCUACACCAAUCUGAUAGCGAAUUCUCUCGUAUCUAUUGAAUUCCUUUGCAUGUGUGUUGAUAUAGAACAGCAACAGGCUCCCCCUGAUAUAAGCAAAUUACGAAAAUUAUAUGAUUUAAUUCUAUCACAAAUUGGCGAAUCAUCGGCAGAAUAUUGGAUAAAAUAUAUAAAAGCCGAGAAAGCCUGGGGACAGCCUGCUCUUGCUAAUACAAUUUACUGGAAAGCACUGAAGACAUUGCAAGGGGAGGAUAAUUACGAUUUUAUAAAAUCAUAUGCAUUACUGUAA